Molecule: messenger RNA, 1120 nt
Organism: Nicotiana attenuata
Lineage: Eukaryota; Viridiplantae; Streptophyta; Magnoliopsida; Solanales; Solanaceae
Product: dehydration-responsive element-binding protein 1A-like
Exons: 1
Coding region: 93-737 (214 amino acids)
Biological process (GO): regulation of DNA-templated transcription
Molecular function (GO): DNA-binding transcription factor activity; DNA binding
Source: RefSeq, a predicted model, not a curated record
ACUUCCAACUGACCAAACAUCCAACACUACUAGACUGUAUUUUUUACUCUCUGAAUAUAUAUAUAUAUAUAUAUAUAUACUAGUGAUCAAGAAUGGAUAUCAUUCGAAGCUAUUACUCGGACUCACUUACUGAAUCUUCAUCACUUUCUGAUAGCAGCAGCUCCCCAUGUAAUAGAGCUAAUCUUUCUGAUGUGGAAGUUUUGUUAGCUUCGAAUAACCCCAAGAAGCGAGCAGGGAGGAAGAAGUUUCGAGAAACUCGACACCCAGUAUACAGGGGUGUGAGGAGGAGGAAUUCAGACAAAUGGGUUUGUGAAGUCAGACAACCAAAUAAGAAAUCAAGAAUAUGGCUUGGAACUUACCACACUGCAGAAAUGGCGGCCAGAGCUCAUGACGUGGCGGCUAUUGCAUUAAGGGGUCGUUCUGCUUGCUUGAACUUCGCAGACUCUGUUUGGAAGUUGCCUAUCCCUGCUUCCUCCGAAGCUAAGGAUAUUCAGAGAGCGGCAGCGGAGGCCGCCGAGGCUUUCCGGCCAUCUGAGCCAGAAGCAGUUUCAGGAAAAUCAUGUGCUGUAACGCCAGAAAGUAAUAAGUUUUUUAUGGAUGAGGAAGCUCUGUUUUGCAUGCCGGGAUUGCUAGCAAAUAUGGCGGAAGGACUAAUGCUGCCUCCACCUCACUACGUAGAAGCUGGAGAUUAUGUGGAAGCUGCUGCUGAUAUGCAUCUAUGGAGUUAUAUUAUUUAAAUACUUCCGAUUAUUGCCUCCUUCGAAUAAUCUAUAUCAUCAUAAGUAUAUAUAGUCAAUAUGCAAUCAGAAUGCUCGAGGUGAAGUUCCUUCAAUUAGGAUUUACUAGGAGAUACUGGUACGUAGUUUCGUACUCAAUAUUUGGAUGGUACGAAUAUACAAUAGCAUUGUAAUUUACUACAACGAUGUAAAUAGUAAUUAAGUAGUACUCUUAUGCUCUACUACAAGUGUUUUGGCUAAAUUCAGAACAUUGACCCUAGUUAGCGUCACCAAUUUUGGGAUAACUUGUCAAUUGGAUGACUUGGUUUAGGCAAGUGAGGAAAGAAAAAAAGCUUUGUUAUUUCAUGCCAUUGUAUUUGAACGAAAGUCCUUUUCUUUCCUGA